Molecule: messenger RNA, 897 nt
Organism: Microstroma glucosiphilum
Lineage: Eukaryota; Fungi; Basidiomycota; Exobasidiomycetes; Microstromatales; Microstromataceae
Exons: 1
Coding region: 170-634 (154 amino acids)
Source: RefSeq, a predicted model, not a curated record
CUGCAGAGCACACUCGAGGGAUUGAUCGAUCGCGAGACUGGCAAGGAGAAGGAGGGGGCGGGACAAGACUGGAGGGGCGAAGAGGAGAUGUGAGAAGGUGAAGGGAGAUUCAGAUUUAGGGCCUGCUCUUCAGAUUUAGGGCCUGCUCUCGACAGGAUGUGCAUGCUUGAUGCAAUGCAGUGCAGUGUGCCCUGGCACGCCCUGCUAUCCUUGUCUUACCCCUCCCCUGCCCUACCCUCCUUGCCUACCUUCUCUCCUUUGUCCCCUUUCCCUCAUCCUCCCUCACCAGACCCAAAACUCAACUCAACCAACCCAGCACCGUUCCUCUCUUCCUGUCUCCCUGUCGUCGUGUCUACUUCAUUCCCCACAACGAGAUAGCACCUCUCGCAGAGGUCUCGCAGAGGCGGCCAAGUCCAGAUGCGGAAUACACACACACACACACUCACUUUUUUACAUGUCCAUCGUUGUGACCUCUCCUUGUGCCUUUGUGCUCUUGUGCUCUUGUGCUCGAAUUUGUCCUCGAUCUUUGCACCGUAGGCGUGCGUGCGUGCGUGCGGGCGAGCGGGCGGGCGUCUCCUCGCUCGCUCGCCCGGCCUCUCUCUGUAAUGCCAACACCCUCGGUCCUCAGUCCUGAGUGGGCAACAAACAAACAACCAAAAGAAAGGUAUAAUCAAGAUUCGUUUAUAGAGUCAUCACCACCACCAAUAUCACCAACAACAACAAUAUCAAGACGGAAGACAGAGAAGAGGUAUAAAGUUCAAGGUCGUUCACGUUCACGUUCAAGUUCGAAGAAAGCAGGCGCCGACGUCGACUAGCCAGCCAGCCAGCCAGCGAACCAGUAUACACAGACAGGGAGACAGAUAGGAGCAGAGCAGAGGUAGCCAGCCCAUUAGAGCA